Molecule: messenger RNA, 2962 nt
Organism: Cololabis saira (Pacific saury)
Lineage: Eukaryota; Metazoa; Chordata; Actinopteri; Beloniformes; Belonidae
Gene: elac2
Product: elaC ribonuclease Z 2
Exons: 24
Coding region: 99-2756 (885 amino acids)
Biological process (GO): mitochondrial tRNA 3'-end processing
Cellular component (GO): mitochondrion
Molecular function (GO): 3'-tRNA processing endoribonuclease activity
Source: RefSeq, a predicted model, not a curated record
GUUUCCGGAAGAGGACUCACGUGUGUGCCGACCUCUUGAUGGUGAUGUUUAUAAAGUUGGUUAAUUGAACCUUUACCGAACCUGUUUGCGUGUUUUUAAUGACCGCUUCACGCGCGCUGCUGGGGCUCGCGACGGCGCUGCGCGUGAACGGCAAACGUCUCCUCCUCGCACGUGGUUUUCCCUGUUCAAGUCCAUCACCAGGUCCCGGUCCCGGUGCCCCCUCCCGGGCCAUGGCGACCCCCACCCCCGGCCCCGGCCCCGGCCCCGGCCCCGGGCAGAGGAAGGCCCGGCAGAAGGAGCCGCUGCGGCGGCUGAAGACCCGGGAGAACCGCGGCCGCCACGGGGACGCGCACGGACCGUCCACCGUGUACGCGCAGGUGGUCGGAGCCGGAACCAGAGACAACGCGGGGUCUCUGUACGUGUUCUCCGAGUUCAACAGGUACCUGUUCAACUGUGGCGAAGGAACCCAGAGACUCAUGCAGGAGCACAAGUUGAAGGCGGCCCGUCUGGACAACAUCUUCCUGACCCGGCUGAGCUGGGACAACGUGGGAGGAUUAUCAGGAAUGAUCCUGACGCUGAAGGACACCGGUGUCCCCGAGUGCGUCCUGUCUGGACCUCCUCAGCUGGAGAGCUACCUGAACGCCAUCAAGUCCUUCUCCGGGCCGCUGGAGGACAUCAAGCUCUCGGUUCGGCCGUACACCGACGAGGCGCACAGCGACGAAACCAUGACGGUGCACCAGGUGCCCAUAUUUGCCAAGUCGAGGACAAACGGAGGAAACAGUCCCACCGGGCCGGGGGGGGACAGCCCGUCUCCAAGGAGCGACGGCGUCCACGGAGGCGGAGGAUCGUCCGGCGCGCGUCCGGUCGGACGUUCGAUCAAAGGGCUGGAAACUAGACGUCGCUGUGACGGCUGUUUGUGUCUCCCAGGUGAACGGCGGACAGCGUGCAGAGAUCCGUCUCUGGUGGUCGCGUUUGUGUGUAAGCUUCACCCCAAGAAAGGAAACUUCCUGGUCCCUCAGGCCCGAGAGCUGGGGCUGCCCGUGGGGACGGCGGCCAUCGGGCCGCUCAUCGCUGCCCUGAAAAGCGGGAAGAGCAUCGUUCACGAAGGAAAAGAGAUCCGACCGGAGCAGGUCUGCACGCCCACCGACCCGGGUCCGAUCUUCCUGGUCCUGGAGUGUCCGUCGGAGGAGUUCGUCAGCGCCGUCUGCACCAAUCAGGAGCUGCGGAGGUACCAGACGGACGGGACGGAGGACUCGGCCGUGCUGGUGGUCCACAUGACGCCGGAACCGGUCCUGCGGACGGACCAGUACAGGGAGUGGAUGGAGAGGUUCCCGCCCACGACGGAACACCUGAUCCUGAAUGAACAGGUGGGCUCGGUCCACAACGUCCGGAGCCACAAGAUCCAGACGCAGCUCAACAUGAUCCACCCGGAGAUCUUCCCCCUGCUGAAGGAGUACGAAGCUAAGGAUCCUCCGGCGUCGUUCUCCGUCCGCGCCGUCAGAGCUGAGUGUCUGCUCAAGUUCCAGCUGCGGCCGCUGAUGGAGUGGCAGAGGGACGCCGUCCCGCCCUGCAGCGCCGACGCCUUCGUGAAGGAAGCGUCCGAGGUCCCGGACUUCCUGGAGGAGGUGGAGAAGGUCCGAGGGAUCUGCUCCGGGGCCGACGCUGGUUCUUCAGGUCCGGAGGGGAAGUACCCGGAGGUAAUCUUCCUGGGGACGGGAUCCGCCCUCCCCAUGAAGAUCCGAAACGUCAGCGGAACUUUAGUCAACAUCAGCCUGGACCGAUCGCUGCUGCUGGACUGCGGCGAGGGAACGUUCGGCCAGCUCUGCCGUCACUACGGCGACGGCGUGGACGAGGCUCUGGCCCGGAUCUCCACGGUCUUUAUCUCACACCUGCACGCCGACCACCACACGGGCCUGGUGCAGCUGCUGCUGGAGAGGCGGCGAGCGCUGGAGGUUCUGGGGAAGCCUCCCAGCCCCGUCGUCCUGCUGGCGCCGCUGCAGAUCAUGACGUGGCUCAGCCAGUACCACGACUGUGGAGAGGAGAUUCUGGGACACUUCAACAUCGUCUCCAACCGGCUGCUCUUCGACGACGCCGAGGCGCUGAGGCCGAAGACGAAGGCGCUGGUCCGGGGGCUGCUGCGGGACAACCAGCUGGACAAGUUCCAGACCUGCUUCGUCCGCCACUGCAAGAACGCCUUCGCCUGCAGCUUCACACACCGGUCGGGAUGGAAACUGGUGUUUUCUGGGGACACGAUGCCGUGUGACGCCCUGGUGGACAUCGGGAAGGACGCCACCCUGCUGAUCCACGAGGCCACGCUGGAGGACGAGCUGGAGGAGGAGGCCGUGGAGAAGAGACACAGCACCACCUCCCAGGCCAUCGGCGUGGGCAUGAGGAUGGGGGCCGACUUCAUCAUGCUGAACCACUUCAGCCAACGAUACGCCAAGAUCCCGCUGUUCAGCCCCGACUUCAACCAGCGGGUCGGGAUCAGCUUCGACCACAUGAGGAUUCGUUUCAGAGACUUUGCAACGAUCCCCCGACUCAUCCCGGCUCUGAAGACGCUCUUCGCCGCCGAUAUCGGAGAGAUGGAGGAGAGGAGGGAGAGGAGGGAGCUGAGGAACCCCAGGGAGGCCGUCGCCGAGGCCGUCGUCAAGGGCGUCGUCAAGGGCGUCGUCAAGGGCGUCGCCGAGGCCGGACGGGGCGUCAAGAGAGACCUGGAGGAGGCGGCAGCGGAGACGAAGAGGAGGAAGAGCAGCUGAGGAAGAGGAAGAGGAGGUGGUGAAGAGCUGCUGACUGGACAGAGUUUCAGCAAAAACGAGCCCAAAGAAACGAAGGCUUCGCUGCAUCCUGACUAAUUUAAUUUAAAUGAACUUUUAUUUGUGUGGUUUGAUGGAAGCGUGUCGGUUUUCCUGCAUGACGCGGACGAGUCUGUACAUAUACUUUCUUUCAGCUGAAUAAAGCGGCA